AUGCAAAUACUCCUAUUUCUGCAUUCUAUUCAGCCACACUUCUUAAGAACUUCCUCCCUCGCUACAAAGCCAGACACCUCCCACAGAACACAUAUUCCUCGUCUCAGCACACCACCACCUCCCACAGAACACAUAUACCUCGUCUCAGCACACCACCUCCCACAGAACACAUAUUCAUCGUCUCAGCACACCACCACCUCCCAGUCCCACAGAACACAUAUACCUCGUCCCAGCACACCACCUCCCACAGAACACAUAUACCUCGUCUCAGCACACCACCUCCCACAGAACACAUAUACCUCGUCUCAGCACACCACCUCCUACAGAACACAUAUACCUCGUCUCAGCACACCACCUCCCACAGAACACAUAUUCAUCGUCUCAGCACACCACCACCUCCCAGUCCCACAGAACACAUAUACCUCGUCUCAGCACACCACCUCCCACAGAACACAUAUACCUCGUCUCAGCACACCACCUCCCACAGAACACAUAUACCUCGUCUCAGCACACCACCUCCCACAGAACACAUAUACCUCGUCUCAGCACACCACCUCCCACAGAACACAUAUACCUCGUCUCAGCACACCACCUCCCACAGAACACAUAUUCCUCGUCUCAGCACACCACCACCUCCCAGUCCCACAGAACACAUAUACCUCGUCUCAGCACACCACCUCCCACAGAACACAUAUUCCUCGUCUCAGCACACCACCUCCCACAGAACACAUAUACCUCGUCUCAGCACACCACCUCCCACAGAACACAUAUACCUCGUCUCAGCACACCACCUCCCACACAUAUUCAUCGUCUCAGCACACCACCUCCCACACAUAUUCCUCGUCUCAGCACACCACCUCCCACACAUAUUCCUCGUCUCAGCACACCACCACCUCCCACAGAACACAUAUUCCUCGUCUCAGCACACCACCUCCCUCAGAACAUAUAUUCCUCGUCUCAGCACACCACCUCCCACACAUAUUCCUCGUCUCAGCACACCACCUCCCACACAUAUUCCUCGUCUCAGCACACCACCUCCCACAGAACACAUAUUCCUCGUCUCAGCACACCACCUCCCACAGAACACAUAUUCCUCGUCUCAGCACACCACCUCCCACACAUAUUCCUCGUCUCAGCACACCACCUCCCACACAUAUUCCUCUUCUCAGCACACCACCUCCCACAGAACACAUAUUCCUCGUCUCAGCACACCACCUCCCACAGAACACAUAUUCCUCGUCUCAGCACACCACCUCCCACAGAACACAUAUUCCUCGUCUCAGCACACCACCUCCCAGUCCCACACAUAUUCCUCGUCUCAGCAUACCACCUCCCACACAUAUUCCUCGUCUCAGCACACCACCUCCCACAGAACACAUAUUCCUCGUCUCAGCACACCACCUCCCACAGAACACAUAUACCUCGUCUCAGCACAUCACCUCCCACAGAACACAUAUUCCUCGUCUCAGCACAUCACCUCCCACAAAUAUUCCUCAUCUCAGCACACCACCUCCCACAGUAAUCUUGGUACACUUCAUAACAUUUUUGUAG
Messenger RNA from Bombina bombina (fire-bellied toad), 1551 nucleotides. RefSeq lists its product as uncharacterized. NCBI's taxonomy places the organism in Eukaryota, Metazoa, Chordata, Amphibia, Anura, Bombinatoridae. The coding region runs from base 1 to 1551 and encodes 516 amino acids. The transcript has 2 exons. The record is from RefSeq and is a predicted model, not a curated record.